AUGGAGACUGUUGGCAUAUUGGUAUUCUACAACGGAAGCUGGGUUCACAAGGAUAACAUUGAGAGUUAUGAAGGUGGCGAGGCUAAAGGCAUAAUAGUAUCACGGAACGUAACCUUUUCUGAGCUUGUUGACCGCAUUUAUAAGAUCACGAAUGCAGAUCUCAACAAAUAUAGUCUUACACUAAAGUAUUCAAUUCCUCUAUCAUCAUCUGCCAAUAAGCACCUAAAGGUUGAAGACAAUGAUGACGUUCAAUAUUUUCUAAAGAAUGAAGAGGAAGCGUACUCUGCACCAAACGUGCAUCCUCAUCGAGAAAGCAAUUUCCAAGCCUCCAUGGUGCAGGUUACACAAGUGCAAUCUGAAAAUCUGCAACAAUCAAGUUGGACUCAAAUGCAUACAAGCCUGAUUCAUUUGGUGCAUGGUAAGAGUGUGGAAGAUAUUGAUUAUGGUGGAGGUAUUUCUUGCAUAAAUUGGGAAGCAAAUUUUAAGGUUGGACGAGUUUUUCCAAAUAAGAUUGCCCUUAUAAAAACCUUAUGUUUAGCAGCAGUCAGAGGCCACUUUCGAUUUAAAACAGUCCAAUCUGGGAAACAUAGGUUGUGUGUUCGUUGUUGGCAACUUCCUUGCCCUUGGCGACUUCGGGCAUAUAAAGUUGGAUUACAUGAGUUUAGGGUUGUUAAAUACGAUCCAUUUCAUGAAUGUGAUCUAAGGUAUCUUAGUAGUCACCAUCCUCAAGCUAGUACGGGAUUGUUGUCUGACUCUGUGAAACGCAGAUUCAAGGAUUCUCGCACCAUUUAUACUGCAGGUGAUAUCAUCAAAGAUGUGCGACAAAAUUUUGGUGUGACCAUAAGCUACUCUAAAGCUUGGAAAAGCCGAGAGUUAGCUUUAAAGAUAAUUAGAGGGUCUGCAGAAGAAUCAUAUGCUCUUCUCCCUUCCUAUUGUUAUGAAUUGGAGCGUACAAAUCCUAGAACUUUGACAUACAUUGAGAUUGAUGCAGCCAACCACUUUUUAUAUAUUUUUUUAUGUCAAUUGUUCCCUUCCUAUUGUUAUGUAUUGGAGCGUACAAAUCCUGGAACUUUGACAUACAUUGAGACUGAUGCAGCCAACCACUUUUUAUAUUUUUUUAUGUCAGUUGGUGCAUGCAUAAGAGGAUUUAAGUGCUCAAUGCGUCCUGUGAUUGCUGUUGAUGCUACCCAUUUGAAGUGCAAGUACAAAGGUGUUUUGUUUGUUGCCACCGCAUUUGAUGGAAAUCGUAAUAUAUAUCCUCUUGCCUUUGGGAUUGGAGAUUUAGAGACGGAUGCGGCUUGGGAGUGGUUUUUCACAAAACUACAUUGUGCAAUUGGUGAUUGCUCGAAUCUUGUUGUCAUAUCUGAUCGAAAUCUUAGCAUAGAAAAUGGGUUGAAAGGAGUUUUUCCUGAGGCAGCACAUGGUGUUUGCUUUUAUCACUUGAAGGGCAAUAUGAAAGCCUCAUUUAAGUUGAAGAAGCGGGAUCCGAUAUUGGGGUUUUUUGUGCGGGCGGCUAAGUCUUACCGUCUAGCAGAGUUCAAUCGUUAUUUCUCCAUGAUAAACAACGAGCGAGUGCAAACUUAUCUAGUACGUGCAGGGCUCCAUAAGUGGUCUCGAGCCCAUUGUGAUGGACGACGAUAUAAUGUCAUGACAACUAAUAUUGCAGAGUCCAUUAAUUCAGUUCUUCGUUUUGCAAGGAUGCUUCCGGUGGUACACUUGAUCGAGGAAAUUAGGAAUAUGCUUCAGAAUUGGUUUAGUCAACGUCGAGAUUUGUCAAUGAAAUGUAAAUCUAUGUUGUGCCCUGAUUUAGGUGAAAAGAAGUUGAGGAAGAGAUUAGACGCUGCUUCGAGGAUGAAUGUGGUUAAAAUCAAUGAUAUGGAGUAUAAUGUGCUUGAUGGUGAUAUGAACGGUCUCGUGCACUUGCAAAACUAUAGUUGUACGUGUAGGAAGUUUGACUUAGAGCAACUCCCGUGCAAGCAUGCUAUUGCGGUAUGUCGGCACUUGAAAUUGAACCCAUACUCAUUUGCCUCUUUAUAUUACACUCAAGCUACAUGGGCAGCUGCAUAUGCUGAAUCCAUUUAUCCUGUACCACCUCAAGGGACAUGGGUUAUUCCCGAAAAUGUCCAAAAUGUAAAUCUCCUCCCUCCUAUUUCAAAGACACGUAAAGCAAGUGGCCAGGUGGCUAGAAAUUUAAAUUGA
This is a messenger RNA of Prunus mume (Japanese apricot), 2199 nucleotides long. The record is from RefSeq and is a predicted model, not a curated record. NCBI's taxonomy places the organism in Eukaryota, Viridiplantae, Streptophyta, Magnoliopsida, Rosales, Rosaceae.